AAUGCUCUAAAAAGCUACAAUCAGAUUUUAUUUAUCACAAGCAAGUAAUAUAGAAUUAUAAAAUUAAGGAAAAAUUCCAACAAUUUGGGAUGUGAAUCCAUUAGCUUACUAAAGAAUGUCUAAUGCUUUAUUAGGAGCAUACUCAAAUAGAUAAUUUGGAGUUUUAAUAAGAGAAAAUCUUGAUAUGAUAACUGAUCAUCAAGUAGCAUAUGCAUUUUAAAGGUAUAAUGUUAUUAUUUAAUAUUUAUAUAGAAUAAAUGAAUUGAAUUUAGAUGCUGAUGAAGAUUUCUAUGAAUAUGUUUUACCAGCAUUAAAGGAAUUUGUUCCAAAUUUAACAAAAGAUCAUCCAGUCUCAAUUGCAACUAUUAUAGGAACUUGUGGUAAAAUAAAUGUGAAAGAUGCUUCCCUUUGGUAAUUAUUUGAAAAAAAAAUUGUGGCUGAUCGUUUAUAUAGGUAUUGUUAGAUUAGAUAUAAUAAAGAUAUAUUCCUUUGAAUGACUUAGUAAGUAUGACAUAAUAAGUUGCAUUAAGUGAUUAUGGAUCUGAAGGAUUUUUUAAUACAAUGGAAAAAUAAAUUGGUAGACAUAGAUUGGCAUUGAGUGAUGAAUAAAUUAAAUUGACUCAAGAAGCUUUUGAAAGAAAAAGAUUAGCAGCUCCAAUCAUUAAGCAAUUAAAAUAAUCAGCUUAAAAACAAUUAGCUUGAU
Molecule: messenger RNA, 703 nt
Organism: Paramecium pentaurelia
Lineage: Eukaryota; Ciliophora; Oligohymenophorea; Peniculida; Parameciidae
Source: the annotation of a GenBank genome assembly